AUGGUGCUCCAGUUCGUGCGUCGCUCUGUGCAGCAGCUGUUCAGUCACUCGGCCACAUGUGCUGCGAGCCACCGCACGACUGUCUCUGCUGCUUCUACCUGUGUCUCCAGUACCGCGUCAAGUGUCGCUCCCGCCAGUGCAUAUGCUGCAGGACGCGCGAGACCGCAGCCACAGCACAUUAAAGCAGACCCGACGGGUGUUGUGGCUGGCGUUGUGGCUGGCGUUGCGAUCGUAGGUGCCUUCGUGGGCGUCGGAAAGAUGUGGUGGGACGCGUCGUCUUUGCGUGGCGCUUCAGAGCCCGAAGCGGUGCAGACGAUCUCGCAGAAGGAGCUUGGGCUCUUUCUGGAAGAGCUCACAGCGGCUGUCAAAGAGCUGUUUAAUAAAGUGCCGGUGCUUGAGGAUGCACUGCGUGCUUACAUGAAAGAGAACGGUCAUGAGCUGAGCGACGCUGAAUUCAAGCAGGCGGUGCUAUCACAGCUGUAUCAAAUGAUGGAGGCGAUCGAAACGCAGGUUAUUGAGAAGCGCAAGUGGAAUCCUGCAAGUCUGGAGUCUGCGCUCGAGAUGUUUGCGCAGGACGCAGAGGUCUUGAGGUUGCAAGGCGAAUUGAACAAACUGAUGCAAACUGUGUUUCCUGCAUCAACGCCUGUGGAGGUCCCCGAGGACCUUACUCCUGACAGGACGUUGGUGAUUCUGAAAGUGAUGGUAGCCGGCAUGGAAAAGGCAAUGUCGGACAUGCUCGCUCAUGCGCGAGCUGAGGGUAUAAGCGAUGUCGUGGGAGCGAUGGAGGCGUUUCAGCACUUGUACAUGGAGCACGUGGAGCAGAUGACGCAGGCGCAGAUGAAGCUGCACGGCAUCUCCCAAGAGGUGUUCACGGCAGCUCUGCAGAAGCACCACACCGAAAAUGAGCAGUUCCGGGAGCAGGUAGAGCAGAUCUAUGCUCAGCAGGCGAAAGCCUUCGAGAAAAUGGGUCUGCCCAUAGAGAUGCAGUAG
Molecule: messenger RNA, 990 nt
Organism: Hyaloperonospora brassicae
Lineage: Eukaryota; Oomycota; Peronosporomycetes; Peronosporales; Peronosporaceae
Source: the annotation of a GenBank genome assembly